AUGAUUCGCGUUUCGCUUGCUCACACUUCUUUUUGCCGCGCGGCCACCAAAGUCUUAGCAAAGCCUUGCGUGUCCUUCUGCACUCGAGCAAUACAUCCCGCGAAGACCGGACUUGUUGACGAAGAAUUUCUGUCUGGAUAUCGUCCUUCAAGCUAUUUCCCAGUCAAAUCGGGCGACGUCAUCCAUCAGGUAUACAAUGUUAAGGUAAAGCUCGGUUUUGGUAGAAGUUCCACCUCGUGGCUCUGCACCGAUCAAAGCGGAGCUUUUAAGGUCCUCAAGAUCUCAACCGCUAGCGAUACCGCCACAAGAGAAGCGAGGGUCUUUGAUUAUCUACACGACUCUUCGCUCACCACAGAGCUCCAAGGCAGAUACUGCGUCCGUCGGCCGGAAACCACUUUCGAUUUAACUCUGGAUGGUCGGACCCAUCAGUGUUUCGUGUUCGAGCCACUUGGACCAAGCCUACACGAAUUUGCUCUACAUCGAGGAGGUUUGCGCAUCGAUGAGGUGCGUUUCAUUGUCGCGUAUCUCCUAUAUGCAGUUGAAUUCCUCCACUCCCACAAUGUUGUACAUACAGACAUCAAACUCGACAACGUACAGCUUAUGCUCCCAGACAAUGCKGACGAAGUGCUAGCUUCAUUCGCUGCGGAAGAAGAGAACAUGCCAUCUUUCAGCAGGUUGAAUACCGACGGAUCCGUAGUUUGCACUUCGCGCGAGAUGAUGCAGGAGACGCUUUCAUUCCCAAUACUAUGUGACCUCGGAGCAGCCGAAUAUGGACAGUUAUCCUAUGAAGGACUGGCACAACCUUUGCCAUAUCGUGCCCCGGAAGUUAUUCUUGGUGCCAGCUGGAACCAUAAGGUUGAUAUCUGGAGCCUAGGUGUACUACGUCUCUUUAGACAAUCCAGCGAACGAGAUAGCAUUCGCUUAAUGAUCCAGUACAUGGGGCUACCACCUCGUGCGCUCCUUGAACGCUGUUCUCGACAUGGCGAGUUGUUCGAUACUCAUGGACACUGGAGCCAUGGCGAAAUCACACGUAUCAACCUUGAGGAUCGAGUAGACUUUGAUGCCACAAACCUGCCAUUCUUCGACUUCUUAAGAUCAAUGCUGACUUGGGACCCGGAUGUGCGUCUUUCAGCUUCACAGCUACUGAAACACCCAUGGCUUAACGUUACAUGA
Messenger RNA from Ramularia collo-cygni, 1173 nucleotides. RefSeq lists its product as uncharacterized. Lineage: Eukaryota; Fungi; Ascomycota; Dothideomycetes; Mycosphaerellales; Mycosphaerellaceae. Gene Ontology annotation, molecular function: protein serine/threonine kinase activity; ATP binding. Gene Ontology annotation, biological process: peptidyl-threonine phosphorylation; peptidyl-serine phosphorylation. The record is from RefSeq and is a predicted model, not a curated record. The coding region runs from base 1 to 1173 and encodes 390 amino acids. The transcript has 5 exons.